AUGGACAUGGAUCAAGUUGAACUCUACGCUCAAAAGUCAGAUGUUGACAACAACUUGUCUGACCCCACCGUCAUUGCCAAGUACCGUCUUGCCGCCGACAUUGCCCAAGAUGCUUUGACCAAGGUUGUUGCUCGUGUUGCUGACGGUGUCCGUGUCAGCGAGUUGUGCGCCUUCGGUGAUGAGAUCAUCCUCUCCUACACCUCCAAGGUUUACAACAAGAACAGUGUUGAGAAGGGUAUUGCUUUCCCCACUAUGGUCUCUGUCAACGACUGCGUCGAGUACUACUCCCCUACUGGCGAUGCUGGCGAUGAAUAUGUCCUCCGCACCGGAGAUGUCGUCAAGAUUGAAUUGGGAGCUCACAUUGAUGGUUACAUGGCCACCAACGGCCACACCACCGUUGUCAACUCCAACCCUGCUGCCCCCAUUGAGGGACCUGCUGCCGAUGUCAUCUGCGCUGCCCACUUCGCUGCUGAGGCCGCUCUCCGUUUGAUGAAGAUUGGCAACAACAACAUUCAGGUCCAGGAGGCGAUCGCCGAGGCCGCUGCCCUCUUCAACUGCAGCCCCGUCGAGGGAACUGCCUCGAACGAGAUCAAGCGUUACGUUAUUGCCACAGAGAAGAUGAUCUUGAACGUUCCCGAUGAGGAGAACCGCCCCGUCCAGGACUUUGUCUUUGUCGCCAACGAGGCCUACACCCUCAACAUCUUGGUCAGCUCUGGAGACGGUAGCUGCCGCGAGGGUGCCCUGAAGCCCACUGUCUUUUCUCGCAACGUUCACCAAAACUACAACUUGAAGCUCAAGUCUGCCCGUGAGGCCUUUAACGAGAUCAACAACAACUUUGGUGUCUUCCCCUUCUCCAUCCGUGCUUUGGAGAACAAGCGCCACCGCCUGGGAGUCACUGAGCUCGCCUCCCACCAGCUCGUGACCCCUUACCCCGUCUACUACACCCGUGCUUCGGACAAAGUUGCCCAGUUCAAGAUGACGGUCUUGGUCGCCGCCAACGGCACCACCCGUAUCACACCCGCCCUCCCCUUGCCCUAUGUCCACUCUGCCUACACCGUCCCCUCGGACUCUGCCGUCGCCCAGUUGUUGGCCACCGAUGCUGGUGUCAAGACUGUCAAGUCUGGCAAGGCCCUCGCUGGUAUCGGUGCCUCUGAGGUCGCUGCCCCCGCCCAGGGCAUGGACGUUGACAUGUAA
Molecule: messenger RNA, 1194 nt
Organism: Linnemannia hyalina
Lineage: Eukaryota; Fungi; Mortierellomycota; Mortierellomycetes; Mortierellales; Mortierellaceae
Source: the annotation of a GenBank genome assembly